Oryzias latipes (Japanese medaka) is the source of this 1844-nucleotide messenger RNA. It is a transcript of the gene katna1, whose product is annotated as katanin p60 (ATPase containing) subunit A 1. The record is from RefSeq and is a predicted model, not a curated record. Gene Ontology annotation, biological process: microtubule severing. NCBI's taxonomy places the organism in Eukaryota, Metazoa, Chordata, Actinopteri, Beloniformes, Adrianichthyidae. Gene Ontology annotation, cellular component: microtubule cytoskeleton. Gene Ontology annotation, molecular function: ATP hydrolysis activity; microtubule binding; microtubule severing ATPase activity.
UUUGAUUAAACAAGCAGACCGCGCAGAGUAAGUGAAACUUCCGCGGUCACAUGAUCCCCAGAGGUACCGGGUCGAGCACUCUGGGACGGUUCUAUGAGUCGGAGGAGGUCGGGAGCCGCUGUGAGAGGGAUGAGUCAACGAGAGAUCCGCGAGAACAUAAAGCUGGCGCGAGAGUACGCCCUGCUGGGAAACUACAGCUCGGCCAGCGUUCUGUACCGCGGGCUGCUGGACCAGAUCAGAAGAACCAAGCACGCUGUCCGCGACGGCAGCGUUCAGCAGGAAUGGCAGCAGCUGUGGCAGCAAAUGAAUGCAGAGAGCCAACUCCUUCAGGGUAUACUGUCCACUCUGGAGAAAAAUCAGAUUGAGCCCUCGCCUGCUAAAGCCAGUAACCAUGAGGACUGGGACAUGAGGCCUCUGCACUCGGAGCAGCGACAUUUUCCCUGUCCCAUCCGCCGCCCUGAUAACCCCUACAAAGACAGCAAAUCCCCCAACAACCGGCAGAACGCGGCGGUGAAGGCCCAACAGAGACACUCGCAUCGAGGACCCACCGGAGAGCGCAGCAAAGCGCCCAGAGACAAGGAGAAGAAGGAAGCAGCAGGCAAAGCAAAGGAAGAUAAGGAGAAGGAGGUGAAACGGUUUGAUGGGGCGGGAUAUGACAAAGACCUGGUGGAGGCUCUGGAGAGAGACAUCAUUUCACAGAACCCCAACGUGAAGUGGGACGACAUUGCAGACUUGGAAGAUGCCAAAAAGCUGCUAAAGGAAGCAGUGGUGCUGCCCAUGUGGAUGCCAGAAUUUUUCAAAGGCAUAAGAAGACCAUGGAAGGGGGUGCUCAUGGUGGGACCUCCAGGGACAGGAAAGACACUCUUGGCAAAAGCUGUUGCAACUGAAUGCAGAACCACAUUCUUUAACGUCUCUUCAUCCACACUGACCUCCAAGUACAGAGGAGAGUCUGAGAAGCUGGUUCGUCUGCUGUUUGAAAUGGCGCGCUUCUACGCUCCCACUACAAUCUUCAUUGACGAGAUCGAUUCCAUGUGCAGCCGCAGAGGGACAUCAGAAGAGCACGAGGCCAGCAGAAGGGUGAAGGCAGAACUUCUGGUGCAAAUGGAUGGUGUUGGUGGAGCUUCAGAGAACGAAGACCCAUCAAAGAUGGUCAUGGUGCUGGCUGCCACCAACUUCCCAUGGGACAUUGACGAGGCUUUGAGGAGACGGCUGGAGAAGAGAAUUUACAUUCCAUUGCCAUCAACAACAGGGAGAGUGGAGCUGCUCCGGAUCAACCUGCGAGAGCUGGAGCUAGCCAGCAAUGUGGUCCUCGACAAGAUCGCCGAGCAGAUGGACGGCUACUCGGGGGCAGACAUCACCAACGUGUGCAGAGACGCCUCUCUGAUGGCCAUGAGACGCAGAAUCGAGGGGCUCACCCCAGAUGAGAUCCGCAACCUCUCCCGGGACGAGAUGCACAUGCCCACCACCAUGGAGGACUUUGAGUCUGCUUUAAAGAAAGUUUCUAAGUCUGUGUCUGCAUCUGAUCUGGAGAAGUACGAGAAGUGGAUUGAAGAGUUUGGAUCAUGCUAAAGGAGCUUCUCCUCGCAAGGACUUCCAACCAAACCCGGACUCUGAAGAAGAUCCGGUUUGGUUCUUUACAGAAGCUAAAUGUCUUUAACACGAAGACUUUAAGAACUGACAGUUAGGAGAUCUUUGGACAUUGUCAAGAUAAAGAAAAAAAAUGUUGCACUUUGGAACCAAUUCAAUUAUUUCUGCUUACCUGCUUUCUUGUACUUGAUUUGUCUGUAAAUGUCUGUUUUAACUUUGUAAUUUAAACACAUUAAAGAAACACUAGGGAAACAUUC